AUCUCAUGCACACAAUUUGCCGUAUGUACGGAGGCCUCUUGUGUUCUUCCGCCACAAACCUUACCACAGUAGUUACCAGUUUACGGAGGUAUUGCAUCAUCUAUCGCUGGAUCGCUGCUGCCCUCUUGCUGCCGCCUUUAUUAGGGCCACCCUGCGCGGUGAUCUUGACCGCGCAUCUUCUGUUUCACCUUGAUGCAUUGAUCAAUCGAGCAAUAUCACGGUGUUUCCAAUGGCAGACCCUGCCCUUCCAAAUGACGAGCGCGAGACGUCAUCGACGACGACGCUCCGAGCCGACGAUGCGCCGGCGACAGCACCGAUCCCCAGCGCCAGUGGAGCCAAGCGCGGCUUCCAGCUAAACCUCCACGAUGCGCUGAGCCCGGAUCAGACAAACGAAGACAUGUACGAUGUCACGGACAACAAAUUCGCCUUCUCGCCCGGCCAGCUGGCCAAGCUGCUCAACCCCAAGAGUCUCGAUGCCUUUUAUGCGCUCGGCGGCCUGGCGGGGCUCGAGAGGGGCCUGCGCACCGAUCGAAAAGCUGGCCUGAGUACCGACGAGACCACCCUCGAGGGCACCGUGGCUUUUGAGGACGUCGCGCCCAAGGGCACGCCCAAAUACGGCAGCCGAGGCGAUGUGGUGCCUACCGCAAAGGCUGCCGAACAGCCAGCUCUCCAACAUCCCGGCGGCCAGUUCGCCGACCGCAAGCGCAUUUUCCGAGACAACAGGUUACCGGAGAAGAAGGCAAAAUCGCUGCUGGAACUGGCCUGGAUCACCUACAAUGAUAAAGUCCUGAUCUUGCUGACCGUUGCAGCCGUGGUGUCGCUGGCGCUGGGUCUGUACCAGACCUUGGGUGUUGAGCACGAGCCCGGCGCGGCCAAGGUCGAAUGGGUCGAGGGCGUCGCCAUCAUGGUCGCCAUCUUCAUCGUCGUGGCCGUCGGCACGCUCAACGACUGGCAGAUGCAGAGGCAAUUCAAUUCGCUUAAUAAGAGGGCCGGAGACCGCACAGUCAAGGUUAUCCGCUCUGGCAAGUCGGUCGAGGUCUCGGUUUUCGAUAUUAUGGUCGGCGACGUCAUGCACUUGUUUGCCGGUGAUCUGGUUCCGGUUGAUGGUAUCUUCAUCAACGGUCAUGGUGUCAAAUGCGACGAGUCCUCUGCGACGGGUGAGUCGGACCUGCUCAAGAAGGUCCCGGCCGACGAAGUGUUUGCGGUGCUUGACAGCGUCGCCAAGGGAGGUACACCGCCCGGUGACAUUGAGAAGCUCGACCCCUUCAUCAUCUCAGGCAGCAAGGUCAACGAGGGUACCGGCACUUUUCUGGUCACGGCCGUGGGCGUCAAUUCCAGCUAUGGCCGCAUCAUGAUGUCGAUGCAUACCGACCAGGAAGACACGCCUCUGCAAAAGAAGCUCAACGUUUUGGCCGACGGGAUCGCCAAGUUUGGCGGCGGCUCUGCCCUGCUGCUGUUCGUCAUUUUGCUCAUUAAGUUCCUGGCUCAGUUGCCCAACAACCACGACAGCCCGGAUAAGAAGGGCCAGGACUUUCUGCGCAUCUUCAUUACCUCGGUUACCGUGGUUGUGGUUGCGGUGCCUGAGGGUCUACCCCUGGCGGUUACGCUGGCACUUGCGUUUGCGACUACGCGCAUGAUGAAGGACAAUAAUCUGGUGCGAGUCUUGAAGGCGUGCGAGACAAUGGGGAAUGCCACCACGGUCUGCUCCGACAAGACUGGCACGUUGACCCAGAAUAAGAUGACGGUUGUGGCUACGACGCUCGGCAAGAGUCUCAGCUUUGGUGGGACCGAUCCCCCGCUUGAGGAGGACCCGGAAAAGGCUGCCAACCCGGUCGAGAUUGACAUUCCGAACGUGCCCGUUGGCGAGUUCGUGAAAGGUCUCAGCAACACAACCAAGCAGCUCCUAAUACAGUCUAACGCCGUGAAUUCGACCGCUUUCGAGGGCGACGUCGAGGGCGAGAAGACUUUUAUCGGCUCCAAGACUGAGGUUGCUCUGCUUACUCUCUGCCGUGACCACCUUGGAGCUGGCCCGGUCCAGGAGGAGCGUGCCAACGCCAACGUCGUCCAGGUUAUACCCUUCGACUCGGCGGUCAAGUACAUGGCGACUGUUGUCAAGCUUCCCAACGGGAAGUUCCGGGCUUACGCCAAGGGCGCCUCUGAAAUCCUCCUGUCCAAGUGCACCACGGUCAUUGCCGACCCUGCGGCCGAGGAGCUUGUGACGACUGAGAUUACCGAGGAAGACCGGGCCGUCUUCUCGCAGACCAUCACGUCCUACGCCGGCCAAACGCUCCGCACGAUCGGUUCAUCCUACCGCGACUUCGAUGUGUGGCCGCCUCCGGAACUCGCCGGCCAUGACGAGGUGACGGCCGCUGUAUUCGACAAGGUCCACAGUGACAUGACGCUCGUGGCCAUCUACGGCAUCAAGGACCCGCUCCGGCCGUCCGUCAUCGACGCCAUCAAGGACUGCCGACGUGCCGGUGUGACCGUGCGCAUGGUUACCGGCGACAACAUUCUGACUGGUCGCGCCAUCGCCAGGGAAUGCGGCAUCUACAAGCCUGAGGAGGGCGGCAUUGCAAUGGAGGGCCCCGUGUUCCGCCGCAAGAGCGAGGAGGAGUUGAAGGAGCUGGUGCCCAAGCUCCAAGUGCUCGCUCGCUCGAGUCCCGAGGAUAAGCGGAUUCUGGUGCGGACCCUGAAGGAGCUGGGUGAGACCGUUGCUGUUACCGGUGACGGCACCAAUGAUGCGCCGGCUCUGAAGAUGGCGGAUAUCGGAUUUGCCAUGGGUAUCGCUGGUACUGAGGUUGCCAAGGAGGCUGCGUCGAUCAUUCUCAUGGACGACAACUUUGCGUCGAUCGUGAAGGGUAUCAGCUGGGGUCGUGCGGUCAAUGACUCUGUCAAGAAGUUUUUGCAGUUCCAACUCACCGUCAACGUUACUGCCGUCGCCCUCACAUUUAUUAGCUCCGUCGCCAGCGACGAAGAAGAGUCUGUGCUCAACGCCGUUCAGCUUCUCUGGGUCAACCUGAUUAUGGACACCUUCGCGGCGCUUGCCCUGGCCACCGACCCGCCCGGACCAUCCAUCCUGGACCGACUGCCCGACAAGAAGUCGGCCAGCCUCAUCACGGUUCGCAUGGGCAAAAUGAUCAUCGGCCAGGCCAUUGUACAGCUCGUCAUAACACUAGUUCUUAACUUUGCAGGCGCGAGCCUGCUCGGCUGGUACGACCUGUCGAGCGAGCAUGACGCGACGCGCCUCAAGACGCUCAUCUUCAACACCUUUGUCUGGCUGCAAAUCUUCAACGAAAUCAACAACCGCCGUCUGGACAACAAGCUCAAUUUCCUCGAGGGCAUCACGCGCAACUACUUCUUCAUCGGCAUCAACCUGAUUAUGAUCGGCGGCCAGGUACUCAUUAUCUUUGUCGGCGGUGAGGCCUUCCGUAUCACGCGGCUCAACGGCGUGGAGUGGGCCCUGUCCAUCGGACUCGGCGCCAUCUCGCUGCCGGCGGGCGCGGUCAUCCGCAAGUUCCCCGACGCCUGGGCCGCGGCCCUGGUGCCGCACGUCAAACUCAAUUUUUGGCCGUUCAACAGGAAGAGCAAGAAGAAGGCCAAGAAGGACGAGGCCGACAGGCUCGAGAAGGGUGUGUCAGAUGAGCAACGCAAGGGCGGCGCGCCGAGCGAUACCGACUCGUUUGAGGCGCCCCAGCCGUUGAGGACGUUGACGAGCAUCCGCGGCAAGAGGGCCUCGAUGCAUAUUCGCAGGGGAUUCAGGGAGUAUAUGCAUGAUCAGAAGGUCAAGGUCAAGGAGAAGGGGCGGGCGUUGGGCUCGGGGAGUAAGGUGAAUGUUGCGGAGCCUGGGGUGGGCGGGAAGUUGCCCGAGACUGCGGGUGUCUAAACCGCUUUUCGCGCGGCUUACCUGCCCAUGUGCCUAGCGGGCAGGAAGGGGAGGUCAUUAUCCGCUGAUUUCUUUUUCUCUACAAUAUUCGUUUUACGUUAUUGGGCUCGGUUGCCUGAAUUGAGGGUUGAUGUAUGUCAUGUGUCUUGUAAAUUACGUUACGUUGCCGGGAUCGGAGCUGAAGGCUGGCAUACCCAGAUAUGGAUGUUAGAUGCCUGCUGAUUUUUCAGUGCAGGGGGCCUUGAUUUCUUAAGCAUGAGGAAAUAACAUAGCUUUUUUAAUGUAUCCAUUGAGUUUCAAC
Molecule: messenger RNA, 4184 nt
Organism: Parathielavia appendiculata
Lineage: Eukaryota; Fungi; Ascomycota; Sordariomycetes; Sordariales; Chaetomiaceae
Product: calcium-translocating P-type ATPase
Exons: 4
Coding region: 230-3883 (1217 amino acids)
Biological process (GO): intracellular calcium ion homeostasis; calcium ion transmembrane transport
Cellular component (GO): plasma membrane; intracellular membrane-bounded organelle
Molecular function (GO): ATP hydrolysis activity; P-type calcium transporter activity; ATP binding
Source: RefSeq, a predicted model, not a curated record